Messenger RNA from Paramuricea clavata, 635 nucleotides. NCBI's taxonomy places the organism in Eukaryota, Metazoa, Cnidaria, Anthozoa, Malacalcyonacea, Plexauridae. The record is from the annotation of a GenBank genome assembly.
AUGGCAUAUCCAGAUUACCAAAAGCCCUACAUCGUGCACACUGAUGCCUGCAAAGACGGUCUAGGUGCUGUCUUAUACCAGGAACAGGAAGAGACAAUGCGAGUCAUUGCGUACGCCUCUCGGAGUCUAACAAAUGCAGAAAAGAACUAUCACCUCCAUGCAGGAAAAUUAGAAUUUUUGGCACUCAAAUGGGCAAUCACUGACCACUUCCGUGAUUAUUUAUAUUACGCACCUGAAUUUACGGUUUAUACCGAUAACAAUCCAUUAACAUACGUUUUAACAUCUGCACGACUUAAUGCCACAGGCUUAAGAUGGAUUGGAGAACUGGCCGAUUUUAAGUUCAACAUCCGUUAUCGUCCAGGAAAACUCAAUGGAGACGCCAAUGCAUUGUCCAGAAUGCCUAUGAAUAUUGACGAUUAUAUGAAAACAUGCAGUGAAGAGGUUAAUCGCGACGCUUUCCAAGCGACAGUUUGUGGAGCAAAAGUACAGGUCGAACAGUUUCAAACACCUUUGCUCUUUCCUCCUGAGAUUACUCGAGCGGAUGUUAGUUUAAACCAAGCAUCUAUAAAUUUGAAGACAGCACAGAAUGACGACGCAGAUAUUGACUGCGUCAUAACACUCAAAAUAGCGAACAC